Molecule: messenger RNA, 1466 nt
Organism: Panicum hallii
Lineage: Eukaryota; Viridiplantae; Streptophyta; Magnoliopsida; Poales; Poaceae
Product: hsp70 nucleotide exchange factor FES1-like
Exons: 6
Coding region: 620-1369 (249 amino acids)
Source: RefSeq, a predicted model, not a curated record
CCAGAGCUCGAUGUUGAGCUCCACCUCCCGCCCUAGCUGCGGCCCCGCGCCGAGCUCCACUUGCCUCUGCCUCCCCGCCCGAACGCCGCGUCGAGCUCCGCCUCCCACCCGAGCUCUAUGCCGAGCUUCGCCCCUGCAACUAGGUCCACCUGAGCUCCGCCAACGCGCCAAGCUCCGCCCAUACACCGCUCAAGCUCCACCCGAGCGCUCCCCAACAUCACAGCAAGAGACGCCAUCAAAGUAGGACGGCUCAGUUCGCUCGAUUUUGCAGGAUCAAGCUGUCCCGAUUAGAGGGAAUAUUUAUUUUUGAAAUAGCUCCAUUUCCACGGUCGUGAACCAAACACACAGUGGAACGGCUCCGUCCCCACUCGCUCCUCAGCCAAAUAACGGUUCGAACCCGAUCCCUCCCUCCCGUCGACCGCAUUGUGUUUGCGUGGCGUCGCCCCCGCUUCACUCCGAUCCUCCCUCGCGGCCAUGGCGGGGCCGAAGCAGCCUCGACGCUACCACCUCCCAGCAAUCCUCGCCGCGAUCGUGGCCGCCGCUCUGCUCCUGUUCUCGCCGGCAGUGGGGGCGGUGGAGAAAGGGACGAACAGGUCGUCGUUGCUCGGGCAGCCGAGGCAUGUGGGCCACGGGAAAGGACGAGGCGGAGAUUAUCGCCGAGGCGGAAGCCCGCGGCGGAGACGGAGGAGGGAACUCGCCUGCAGGGGACCAAGGGCAAGAGUUUGAAUCGCUAGACAGCAUUCUGCAGUGGGCGAUUGGGAACUCUGACCCGGAUAAGUUGAGGGAAAAAGCUGCAGAAUUGGAGACCCUAUCGGCGGAUGAGUUACUCAAGCGCCAAGUGGAGAUUAAGGAGCUCAUGGAGAUGUUAAAGAUGCCAUCAGAUGCUGAGUUGAUGAAGACUGCCAUUGCUGACUUAAAUAAUUCCUCUGUUUCGCUCGAGGACCGCAAACGUGCACUGCAAGAGCUUUUAGUUCUAGUUGAGCCCAUCGACAAUGCUAAUGACCUUGAAAAACUUGGAGGACUUAUUCCGUUGAUUAAGCAACUUAACAAUGCAGAUGAAGGAAUAAGGGCUACAUCAGCAUGGGUCCUGGGUAAAGCCAGUCAGAAUAAUGCUCUUGUCCAAAACCAGGCUUUGUUGGCUGUUAAAAGUCUGCUGCAGCUUACUUCAGAUGACGCAGCAGAUCUGCAGAAGUUUUCAGGCUUGGAUGAUUCCCUGGAUGCAUUGAGGGUGCAAUUGGAUGAGUUGACAUCUCGUGAGGAACGAAAAGAAUAUGCUCUGGAAGUUGAAAUCCUGCGGAGAGAAGUCCAGAUCGUGUUCCAACAGAAAUUCAAUGAGGUGAGGGCUGUUGCAACUUCACAUGAAAAAUGACAAAUGAAGGCACAUAUAAACCCUGUAAUUUAAACACAUAUUGUCACGACCCAAGUUAAUGAAAAACGAUUAAAAACUAAUGCCACAUCCUCAUGAG